Molecule: messenger RNA, 636 nt
Organism: Epinephelus moara (kelp grouper)
Lineage: Eukaryota; Metazoa; Chordata; Actinopteri; Perciformes; Serranidae
Exons: 4
Coding region: 1-636 (211 amino acids)
Source: RefSeq, a predicted model, not a curated record
AUGAUCACCAUAGAGGCCACUGCUCCUGGAGGCUCUGAGCAGGCCCUGUUCAUUAAAGCGGGGACGUGUUAUAUAAGAGCCAAUAGAGUCGUAGAGGCCAAAGGAAGGACACAGUGGCUCUGGGCUCUGGAGUCAAAGUGCCCAAUGUUACAGGCUCAUUUGAAUGGCUCAGUGUGGAGUAACCCUCAGGGUAUCUGGACAGCGACGGUGGACACCAAUCUGGAUGGCCAAAGGGGUUUCCUGAGGCUGAAUGCAAGGCCCUGGCCGGAGCUGACUGUGGAGGGCGAGCUCACUCACAACCUUCCUGCUCUCAAAGACUUACCUGAGCACAGCAGACUGAGAGUCACCUGCAGGGCUGGAAAACAACGAUAUGACACUGAAGCCGUCAUACAGACGGAGGAGUGCACUGUGGGAGCCAGUGGGGUUGUGAUGUCACAGCCUGGCCUGCGGGGGUCGCUGGUGUAUCACAACAACUGCACAGUGAUUCAGGAGUGGGGUAGUCCGGACGGGAUGCAGUCCUCUGUGUUGUUGGUUGUCUCCCCAACUGUUGCAGAAUCUCAGGUCUCCAUGACAAUGGAUGAUGCAGAGUUACAGGCGUCAGUGGCUCUUAAGAAAAAUAAGAGACAAAGGACGUGA